This is a messenger RNA of Plutella xylostella (diamondback moth), 2119 nucleotides long. NCBI's taxonomy places the organism in Eukaryota, Metazoa, Arthropoda, Insecta, Lepidoptera, Plutellidae. The record is from RefSeq and is a predicted model, not a curated record.
CAGUGUUCGAGCACCGCGUCAUCAUAAUCAUUCAUAAUAAUCAUUCAUUCAACUAUUUACUUCAUUCAAUUUGUAUCGCAUUGUAACAUUCAUUCAUUUUGUAUAACUUCACUCAAAACCAUUCAAAAUUCGCUCUCUUACCUUUUGGAUCUCAUACAGAACACAUCUACUUAUCCGAAAUAUUGUAACGCGGCUCUUACUGUGAACCAGAAUACACCAUCAUAAAAAUACAGUCCACUCUCUCAUUACUGGAACCCCAGGACUCCCUCGAUAGGACACUAGGAAUACUAGGAUACCACAUCAGCAGGGCACUGGGUCCCGAACAUGGUCCUUCUUCACAACCAGUAACCGCCGUGUCAUCAACUUCCACGUGCCACGUGAGAGACUUCGUCAAGGACACCUCCAGGACACCUGCAAGUACCAUCUUGCCGAGGACACCUCCAGGAUACCUGCGAAGACGUCGCGUGCAGCAUUCUACGUGAUAUUUCGACGAAUUUCGGCCGAGAACUUUGGGCUGCAAGAUCAACCUCGUGGCGAAACAACCCAGAGGACAUCUCCAAAGUCAUCUCCAUCCAUCUAGGCAGCCUAGGUCACCUACGAAGUCAUCACACUGCGGCAUACAUCUACAAAGUCGCCGCGUGAACUUUGGACCCCGGCCGGCCGCGCCACGUCACGCGCCUAACCAACCUGCCUACGGAGCCGAAACGAUACUGUGAGUCCGUUCCAAUUCCUAUACCUAUCCUAUUUAUAUCAAACCUUAUUAAUCAUUUUCAAAAUAGCCCCUAUUUGUCUAGGCUGGAUUGUCUCAUUCAUAUGCCCAGUAUAGUUUGUCACCUACUGGCUACUUAAUUAAUUACGCAUAUAAUAUCUAGGUACCUAAUUGAGAUAGCAGCUAACUUGCAUAACACGCAAGCAUAAUUCAUAUAAAGUUAGCGUAGGUCUAUUCUAUGGGCCAGGUAGCCGGGCGGCCGACAUAAUCAAGUUUCUUAUCUAUCCCAUAUCCCCCCGCGCCCCGCAAACCGCAUUCCACUGUAUUAAUUUUGCUUACGCUGGACGUGUCGUGCGAAUUGCUGUGCAUAAUUUAAUAUUUACAAAUUAACUUACGUGCAACCUAAUUAUUAAAGCUCAUAAAGUACAUUUUUUAACUGCUCAGUGGCAAAACGUGUUUAGAAGUGCUUUGCUUUUAGUGUUCUUCUGCUAUUAUAUAAUAUCUCUUAACUAUUAACAAUGAAUACGGAAAAGGAGCUUAUUAAGAAGCGUGGCGGUGUUAAAGCAAAAUUGACACAGUUUAGCACCUAUCUAAAUAUAGCUAAAAGCAGUGAUAAGCUAAGUAAGUUGCAAGCUAACGAGUUAAAGUGCCGUUUAGAAAAAAUCGAAGACUUAUAUUCCGUCUUCGACAAAUUACAGUUGGAGCUCGAGGACCUAGCGGACGACGCCGAGGAGCGAUACAACGAGCGGAGCCAGCUCGAGGGCCAGUACUACGAGCUGGUGUCGCAGGCGCGCACCCUGCUGGAGGGCCAGCUCGACCCUGCGCACAACCAGGUCACAGAUGCCAACAUAAAGCUGCUGCCAAGAUACCAGCGGGUUGAGCAGAUACGACAACAUUUUUGGAACCGGUUCUCUAACGAGUACUUGUCUUUGCUACAGCAGAAAACCAAAUGGCACCGGUCUUCUCCAGAGCAAUUGAUGGAAGGGACGCUGGUCCUAGUAAAGGACAGAACGAUGCCACCACUACUCUGGCCACUGGGACGCAUCAUCAAGGUCCACCCGGGCACUGAUGGCAUCACAAGGGUCGUCGACGUCCUCACCAAGAAGGGCACCAUACAGCGAGCCUACAACAACAUCUGCCCGCUGCCAACUUCUUGAACACAGCGUUCAACCCGGGGAGCAUGUUCGAGCACCGCGUCAUCAUAAUCAUUCAUAAUAAUCAUUCAUUCAACUAUUUACUUCAUUCAAUUUGUAUCGCAUUGUAACAUUCAUUCAUUUUGUAUAACUUCACUCAAAACCAUUCAAAAUUCGCUCUCUUACCUUUUGGAUCUCAUACAGAACACAUCUACUUAUCCGAAAUAUUGUAACGCGGCUCUUACUGUGAACCAGAAUACACCAUCAUAAAAAUACA